Triplophysa rosa is the source of this 2548-nucleotide messenger RNA. It is a transcript of the gene rap1gapl, whose product is annotated as RAP1 GTPase activating protein-like. The record is from RefSeq and is a predicted model, not a curated record. The transcript has 17 exons. Gene Ontology annotation, molecular function: GTPase activator activity. The coding region runs from base 281 to 1930 and encodes 549 amino acids. NCBI's taxonomy places the organism in Eukaryota, Metazoa, Chordata, Actinopteri, Cypriniformes, Nemacheilidae. Gene Ontology annotation, biological process: regulation of small GTPase mediated signal transduction; activation of GTPase activity. Gene Ontology annotation, cellular component: cytoplasm.
AUUCACCAUUGUAUCUCUUUGCAGGCUUUUAGCUUGUUUGUAUACUGUAUGUGCAGCAGUUCACCUACCUUUGAUGUGGGUGGCAGAAUGGGCACGCAAGAGUUACUGCUGCCAGUCAACAGGCAGCAGGAGAGAAGGAAGGAUUCAGAGAGAGAUUAAAUGAGAGAGUGGCAGGGGGCAGAGAAAGAGAUGCAGAGAGAGGCAGUUAAUUCACUUUCAGCAGUGAUGGCCUGCAUGCCUGGUUAGCAUAUUUCGGUGGCUGUUCGUAAUACAAACUAUCAUGGAGAGAAGAAAUGAGAAGUUAUUCUCUAGAAAAAGAAGUUUCACAUUCGGAGCUUAUGGAGGGAUUGACAAAUUCAUCACUGGAACCGAGAGCAGCUGUGCUGAAUCUGUGGGGCACAGCAUACUGGACAUUUUAGAUUCUCCCUCCAGUGAGGCUAAGCCUCUGACCUCUGCCACAUCAAGCCAGAAGGUGACAGAAUUGUUUGCGAUAAUUGAAAAGCUACAGGGUAGCAGAUUGGAUGAACAGCGCUGUGAAUUCCCACCACCUUUUAAGUUACAAUUGAACACCCAGACACGGCUCUUAAAGAUUGGAGAUGGUUUGCCCCUCAUCCUCCCCCCAAAAUCUGGAGGCUAUUGGAUCGACCCUGCCCUGGACAGACACGUGGAGACCAGUCCAACUCUCUCACACGGGGGGUUUGGCCUGGAGAGCUACGAUAUCAUGGAACGAGACAGUGAGGCUAAAAUGUUCCAGGAAUUCUUCCGCCACAGAUAUCAUCAUUCGUUCACAGCCUCUGACCCCUCCCUUGGGCCGCUAGUUUUGUCUGUUUGCCUUGAAGAAGAAGAAAAUCGCCUACGAGUCAUUCUGAGGAUGAAGGAGUGCUCUCUUCAUGGAACAUUCUCAGUUUCUCUCUUUCAACACUUUCCCACAGCCGUAGAGCUGGCUAAGAUGCUGUGCUCAAGUGUCAGCGUGUCAUGUUUUGAGCCUGUCAGUUACUUAAAGGCCCCUGAGCUCAUAAUGGCUUUUGAUGAACACAGGGUGUCACAAAACUUUAAAUUUGGUGUUUUAUACCAGCGCGAAGGACAGCUGACAGAGGAAGAUAUUCUUGGUAACAAUGAGGAAAGUGAGGAGUUCUUGGAGUUUCUUUCAAUACUAGGGCAGACGAUCAAACUGCAAGGAUUUACUGGAUUUAGGGGAGGUCUGGAUGUGUCUCAUGGCCAAACAGGAGAUGAGGCAGUUUUCACCUCCUUCCACGGUAGAGAGAUUAUGUUCCAUGUUGCCACUAAACUCCCCUUCACUGAAGGUGAUACACAACAGCUGCAGAGAAAGAGACACAUUGGCAAUGAUAUUGUUGCCUUGGUUUACCAGGAGGGUCACACCCCCUUUAUCUCAGAUGUGAUCAGAUCCCACUUCUUGCAUUGUUUCAUUGCUGUGCGGAGGAUAAAGAGAGAAAGUGAGGGAGAGGGAGGGGAUGGAGGAUCAUUUCAGGUGUCUAUCACUGGCAGGGAGGAUGUGCCCCCAUUUGGCCCGCCUCUUCCUUCACCACCUAUUUUUACAGAGGGUUCUGUUUUGAGAGAGUUCCUCCUAACCAAACUUAUAAAUGCUGAAAUCUCUUGCUACAAAGCUGAGAAAUUCAGUCGACUGGAGUUACGUACACGUUCAUCUCUGUUGGAAGCACUCCGGUCUGAACUGUCUUCUCGCUCUCAAUGCAUGCUGAGAGAGUCGACACAAUCCAGCAUCCCCCUCGCUGAAGGAGGGAAGGGUGUUCCAGAGGGUGGUGGGGGAUUCAUUGAGAACUUUAAGAGAGCUAUUAGGGUGCGUAGCCACUCAUUCGAUACCUUGGGAGUACCAAAGAAAGCAGGUGGUGUGGCAGGACAGAGACCAAAGGUAAUAACAAAUACCAGACAGUUAUUCCAUUACAAAUUUUAAAUUCAGUGAGAUGUGCUCUGAUAUUUUUAGAAAUUUCUACAUCUGUGAUUAUAGAUAUUUAAGUAUGACCUUCAUUUUUAUCUCUUUCUAACUGCUAAUACUACUCUGGCAAAAGGACGGUGAAAGGUGAGAACAAAAUAUUAACCAAAUUGCAAUUGUGCUAAGAACUUGUGUGGACUUUAUGGCUUUAUAUUUAACUUUACAGUGACCAGACAAACAGACCUGAUAAUGGCACUGAGGUGAAAGGUCAAACGAGUCCACAAGAUGACCUAUAGAGUGUGACCUAUUCUGAGGCCUGAAGAUGAACACUUGCUGUUAUUGAAGAGACAGUGCAAAGCACAAUAAAGUAAAUAGCACAUUUAACUAGAACAGUUUGUUUACUAAGGUAAGUUGUUAAUAGCUCUAAAAACAGUAUGAUUAUACUGUAUAUUUUUUAAGUGUCAUAGUUCUGCUUUAAAGGCAAUCUAGAGCUCUACCCAUCUGAGGUAGGAUUAUUUUUUUGGGAUUAAACAUUGAACUAUUUCCUCCACAUUAUCACAUGAAUUGUCAUUAGUAUUUGAAUGUAUACAUAAUAUACUAAAUUUUAAUGUGCAAAUGCAGAACCAAUAAAUCUGCUUA